Messenger RNA from Silurus meridionalis, 638 nucleotides. It is a transcript of the gene lsm8, whose product is annotated as LSM8 homolog, U6 small nuclear RNA associated. The transcript is spliced from 4 exons. Lineage: Eukaryota; Metazoa; Chordata; Actinopteri; Siluriformes; Siluridae. The record is from RefSeq and is a predicted model, not a curated record. Gene Ontology annotation, molecular function: RNA binding. Gene Ontology annotation, cellular component: precatalytic spliceosome; U4/U6 x U5 tri-snRNP complex; U6 snRNP. Gene Ontology annotation, biological process: mRNA splicing, via spliceosome. Bases 164 to 454 code for a protein of 96 amino acids.
UCCUGCCUGUGGAUGAAGAGCUCGGUCGUUGCUUAGACAUGCCUUUUUCUACAUUCUUCCCGGCUACAUUAGCGGCAGCAGCAACAUUAGCAUUCAGUUUAUGUUCAUUACCAGCGUGUGGAAAAACUCUGUGUAGAUUUUAAGUGGGGAAACACCAGUGGAGAUGUCGACCGCUCUUGAGAGUUACAUCAACCGGACUGUCGCCAUUAUUACAUCAGAUGGACGGAUGAUUGUGGGAACGCUGAAAGGCUUUGACCAGACGAUCAACCUCAUCUUGGAUGAAAGCCACGAGCGUGUGUUCAGCUCCUCCCAGGGAGUGGAGCAGGUUGUGCUGGGACUGUACAUCGUUCGAGGAGAUAAUGUGGCUGUUAUUGGUGAAAUUGACGAUGAAACAGACUCUGCACUGGAUCUUGGCAAUAUAAGGGCUGAACCACUGAACUCCAUAGUACACUAAGUUUCCCCAGUGUGUAAAAGUACAGACUCAUUCAAACCCCAUCCACAGUGUUUUUUAGUGGAAUCCCCCUUCUUGGAUUUUGUAUCUGUAGAAAUGGAAUAGAAAUUUUUCACUUUUUUUUAAAUGCCUGUUUUUUUGUACAUGUGAAAAUGAGAAAAUAAAUGGUAAACGUUUAUAGAGUAAA